This is a messenger RNA of Owenia fusiformis, 1793 nucleotides long. NCBI's taxonomy places the organism in Eukaryota, Metazoa, Annelida, Polychaeta, Sabellida, Oweniidae. The record is from the annotation of a GenBank genome assembly.
UAAACAAUUUGUCCCAGAAAUAUCUUAUGAUUAUAACAUAUUGUCAUACACUUUAACAGUGAUGAAGUUACCACUACAUGUAAUCUAAGAUGCAGGGAAUCUCACUGAUCAGUGUCCUACUUCUAAUAUAUCGAGUUGACGGAGGCUCCAAACCAAAAUCUUCCAAUAUGGCUGACCCCAAUCAAUACGUCACAAAGGAUACCUUCAAGUUAACUCAUAAAGAAGUGAAGGCGUUGAAGUACAUCCCUGAUGGGAGGUUCAGCUCUAAGGAUUGCUUAGGAGUUUUAGCAAAUAAUCCUGAUGAUAAUUUCGAGAAAGGUUGGUAUAUAAUUGCACCUUGCACGAACAACACCAAAAGGAAAAUCAAAGUUUAUUGUGACCAGCCUGAGGCAAAUGGCAAGUUUGGAGGCUGGACGGUCAUCCAGAAAAAUGACGGGACGAAAUCAAUGAAUUACAACUGGCAAACGUACAAAACUGGUUUCCAAGAUGGUGAAAGCUUCUGGUUAGGAAACGACAACAUAUAUGACAUAUUUGAAAACCAAACAACGCCAAUGAUGAUGUUGAUUGAGGCAUGGUUCAAGAAAGGAAACAGAAAUAAGCCUAACAAUUAUAGGAGUGCAAUUUAUAAUGGGGUAACUAUUAAAAAUGAGGCCAACAAUUAUGAGCUUUGUGUUAAUACCAUUGGUGAUUUUGAUCCUUUGGGCCUGAGACAUGUUGAUCCUCCUUGUGUACGCUUCAGUACUCAUGAUAGGGACAAUGACUUUGCUGUGGAUGCGAAUUGUGCUGAGAUGUUUGGAGGAGGAAUGUGGUAUACAAACUGCACAGAUUUGAAUGUAAAUGGUUAUAAUGGCAAUUUGGACAGUGGUACUAAUAAAAGGAAAAGGAAUAAGAAAACUCAAAGUAAUAACAAUCAUUCUUUCAUAAAAGGUAUGUGGUGGUACAGCUGGAAAAGACAAAUGAUGUUGGGCCUUGAAAAUGUAGAAAUAAAGGUACGUCCCAUACAAAAGAGCUGCAAGGCAGUUAGGGAAGCAAUGAAGAUACCACGCAAUGCAAAACAUGAAGGGGUUUACAACAUUCAAUACGACCCUAAAUUUCCUGCUGUAAAAAUGCGAUGUUAUUUUGACGCUGAAGGAGAUUGGACAGUUAUUCAAACUCGCACUGAUGGAGCAUUAGACUUUGAUCGACCAUGGAAAGAUUACUCAAAAGGCUUUGGAGAUCUGAAAGGAGAAUUCUGGUGGGGACUGGAAAAUAUCUGGGCCAUCAUGGAAAUUGCUGUCUUGAGAAUAGAGAUCUGGGACAGAAUGGGAACCUAUGAAUUCAUCGACUACAAGCACUUCUACGUUUUACUACAUGAACCUUUUCUCACAAACUAUGGAUCUUACAAACCUAAACAGAAGCACGAUUAUUUCAACACAACUUAUUUCCACAUUUCGGAGAAGGAACUAAUAGGGCCCAUGUCUGUUGAGCCUAUCAGGAAAAAAUCAAUUUGGCUCCAAACAAAAAGCGAAGGCAACGCAACGGAUUGCUUCAGACUUUCCAGUAACCAAUAUGAAUCCUUUUAUACACCAGAUCGCACAUUUUACUUUUCGACAAAUGACAGAGGUGAGUUUUCAAAGGCAGCUAAGGCAUGCAAAGGUGGUUGGUGGUACACAAAGCACACGGAAUCUUAUGAUCCUUGCAAGUGUGCACUUAAUGGAGUAAACCUCCUAAGGGAUUUAAGGGAUAAUUUUGAUGCUUCCAAAGGUCCAAAAUAUAAUGGACCUACAACAAGAAUGAUGAUAAGAAAGCAAUAA